This is a messenger RNA of Symbiodinium necroappetens, 900 nucleotides long. Lineage: Eukaryota; Dinophyceae; Suessiales; Symbiodiniaceae. The record is from the annotation of a GenBank genome assembly.
AUGGAUCCAGCCGAGCGAAAGCGUCAGAACGAAGCUCUCAGACGCAAGUUGUUAAGCCGAGGUCUCAAGCCGGGCCUGCUUGAGAAGUACCAGAGCUGCACCAGCGCGCAGCAGAAGUUCGAAUUCUUGAAAGCUUUCGUAUUGGAUCCCGAUAUGGAGAAUGUGGAAGUCGAAGCUUGCUUCAAAGAGCUUGCCGAACGGAAGACAUCGGACGUCUACGUUGAACUUCCAUUGGAAGAAUUGAGAAGAACCUAUACCACGGAAGCUCAGAAAAAAUUCCUUGAGGGGACUAUCCUGCAGAAGCAGCAAGUAUGCCCGCACCCACAGGACCCUGGCAAUGCCGAGAUGCGCCUCUACCGUGUCUACCAGACUGGACUGGACAAAAGCUCGAAUGUUUCGCGGCUUUCAACCAAGCUCAGUGGCAAGGGGCGGGUCGAGAAGAAUGCCGCAGCCAGAAAUGCUCUGGCAGAGUCCUUGGCUGCGAAGUGUGCAGACAUGACGAAAAGCUUCAGUCAAAAGGAAUUGACGCACGACGAGAAGCAGCAGAAGGAGUUCGAUCGAGAUCUACAAUCGGUGCAUGCGCUGGCCAGCAAAGCACGUGCAACGGCGAAGAGUAUCAUUGAUGCAAAGAUGCUGAACCAGGAGGCUACCGUGCAAAGCUUGAAAUCGGUCUAUGGGAAGCUGAUGGAGUUGCAUGCAAGGAUCAACGAGAUGAUCUUUGAGGGCGAGAGCUUCUACAAUUAUGCGUAUGCCCUGAAUGUGGAGAAAGCGCGCUGUGAGGAGUUCGAGAAGGAAGUCACGUCAGCAGAAACCAUCGUGAAGGCCCAUGAGAAUCGUCUCGUCCUCAGCAGGGUGCACUCACAUGUACUGCUAUCGGGUCGCAUUCGUUCUUAUACUUAA